Molecule: messenger RNA, 1974 nt
Organism: Fomitiporia mediterranea MF3/22
Lineage: Eukaryota; Fungi; Basidiomycota; Agaricomycetes; Hymenochaetales; Hymenochaetaceae
Exons: 13
Coding region: 24-1889 (621 amino acids)
Biological process (GO): regulation of proteolysis; proteasome-mediated ubiquitin-dependent protein catabolic process
Cellular component (GO): cytoplasm
Molecular function (GO): ubiquitin protein ligase binding
Source: RefSeq, a predicted model, not a curated record
CUCGCAUUCAUGGUCUUGCAUUCAUGGAAUUCCAAGAAUUCCAAGAAAGCACGACUGUUCGCCUUGAAUGGACAGUACGCGGGUUGAAGCAGUUAUUUGAAUCAAGCAAAGGAGAAUCGAAGUCGAAAGUUACAAAGUCUGUAAAGUUUGGAGGAGGAAGAUGGCAGGUGCUUUUCUACCCUAAUGCUGGGGUCGAAGGAGGCGCCUUUGUGAGCCUGUACUUGUCGUGCGAGCCCACACCGGAGGAAAAAGACGGUGCUAUUGAUGGAAAGUGGGUUCGCACUGGAUUGUAUAAGUUUAGCUUCGAGCUUCGCAACUUAUCAAGGACAAUCUUGUUUAAUCAAAAAGAGGCGAACGACCAUUCAUUCUCCUGGAAGACAGCAAAUUGGGGAUGGGCGCAAUUUGCACGCCGGGAGGCAAUCUACUAUCAACCUAAUACUGUCCGAAACAGCGAUGCAUUUCUUAUAACUUGCACCAUUUCGUCGGCACCUACAAUACCUUCUUUGCCAUCACCUGUACCGCACCGCUCUGUUCCAAAAGACUUGCUAGAUGCCAUUGGCUCUCUAUUGGAUGAUCCAGCUUAUUCCGACGUUGAAUUCGUUGUACCUAAUCGACUAUCUAGAGGGCGAAAGCCACGUAGUAUCUUUGCCGCACGAUCCAUUCUACGGAGGGCAGAAUAUUUCGAGUCAAUGUUUGGCUCUGGGUUUGCCGAGGCGAGUUCGCAAAACAUUGAGCUCUCGUCGAGCCCGUCGAGCCAAUCGGACACUCUGGGGGGAUCCGAUGGCGAGAUUGAUUCGGUAGCAUCUUCAAACCCACGCCAAUUCGAGGACUCCGAUGAAGAAGAUGAAGCGGAGCUUACCGAAGUUGACGGUGAGAGCGAGGUAGCGGAUGAUGUACCCUCUCCUAGCGAGGUUGAACCUAAAUCGCUUCCCGACUUAAAGGAGCACAAUGGGGGAUCAAUGGGAAUUGGUUCUGUGCCAUCUCUCCAGGACGAAACAAGUGCCGGGGUUCCUCCCGCUUCUACAGCUACGGAUUUAGUCGAGGAGACCCCGGAUUCUCGUACCGCAGGCCAGGCUGAGGCUCCUGUCACAGAGGAGAGGAUCGUCCGAGCCAAGUUAUCCCACCCGUCAAGCCCCCGCAGACUGCCAAAUGAAAGUAAAGUAGUUAACGGUCGGAGCGCCAGUGGACGGCGGGAUGCGAGCAGGUCAUCGAAAAGUCUAGGCGCAAGGUGCAGAGUAGUCGUCAAAGAUGUAGCUUACACUACGUACCGAGCCGUUCUUUAUUAUCUUUACACAGACGCUAUCACAUUCGCGCCCUUGGCCUCUUCCUUUCUUGGACCUCUAUCGACAGCCGGGCCGUCGUCCUUGCAGACGCCACCGCAUCGGUCGCAGGGCGAGGGCCAGAGCAUGAACACCGCUUUCACGAGCCGGCCAAUGAUACAAAACGAGCAGCAUAAAGCCGGGCCGACGACAAGGAUCGCGUGGAUUAGAGAAUGGGAACGUCAAAAUCCAGGAAAACCGAUGCCAUGUUCUGCAAAAGCAGUCUACCGUGUAGCUGACAAACUCCGCCUUUCUGAGCUCAAAAGUAGAGCAUUUCAGCACAUUGUUAAAUCCUUGACCAUACACAAUAUUCCGUAUGAAAUGUUUUCCUCAUUCUCAUCAACGUUUGAGGAUGUCCGCAAGACACAAAUUGCAUUUUUCCUGGAACGUUGGAACGAAAUAAGGGCAUCACAAUCAAUGCAAGCAGUAUGGCAGCAGAUACGCGUUGGUCGUCAUCCGGGUUUCGAGGAAGUUUGGCCUCUUAUUGCAAUGAAUCUUGAGUUUCGGCCGCGUGCCUCCGAGUUGGCGAGUGGGGAUUCUAGAGAAGGGAAUAGCGAAAACCCAGCGUGAAUGUCGGAGUCUAUUCCCGCUCAACUAAUAAUUCUAGUUUUGAUGAAUGGUGAGAUGUAUAUAUGCGUGUGUCAAAGGUUUCCCG